Messenger RNA from Cladocopium goreaui, 1753 nucleotides. The record is from the annotation of a GenBank genome assembly. NCBI's taxonomy places the organism in Eukaryota, Dinophyceae, Suessiales, Symbiodiniaceae.
GUGAAAAGGCGGUGAAGGGAGCUGUGACUUCGACCAGACGAUUGAUGAAGAUUGCUGGCCUGGGAUUGUUCAUUGUGAUCUUCGUCUUUGCCUUCUUUGGAUGGCCCAGCAACGUCAUCGAGAACGAGGACGUGCACAGGAAGAUCCUUGCUGCGCUCUUUUUAACGGGUAUCACAUUGGUGGCCUUGGAAGACGUGAUUCGUUUGGACAAGUCCGCCAUCAUGUUGGUGUUAGCUUCCGUGAUGUGGACGUAUCAUGCAGCCAAACCUGGAACCUCUCAUGAGGGACAUGACGAGCUUCAGAACCAGUUGGCGAAAGGUUUGGCAGAUGUUGGGAGCGUGAUCCUCUUCCUCUUACCUGCCAUGGGAAUUGUGGAAUCCAUUGAUCACCUGGAGGGCUUUGCCAUUGUGACAUCCUUUAUGGUUCGCCGGACCAAGCAUAAGGCGGAUCGACUGAUGCCACUUAUUUGCUUCCUGGCUUUUUUCUUGAGUGCAGUGAUCGAUAAUCUGACAGCCACGAUCGUGUGCGUGAAGAUUCUCAAGAGAGUGGUCCCUCACAAGAAGGACUGGCGGCAUUCCUGCGGCGGCCUAACAGUUGUUGCCGCAAAUGCGGGAGGUGCCUGGAGUCCCAUUGGCGAUGUCACUACCACAAUGCUUUGGAUUCGACACAAGAUCUCUACCACAGGCACCAUCACCUGGCUCUUUUUCCCAUCCUUCGUGGCCGGCGUGCUGCCUCUCUUUGGGAUCUGGUGGCAGGCCAAAAGAUGUGCACCACCUGAGACUGAAGAGGAUAAAAAGGAGGAGGAAGAGCCUGUGGCAACGAGAGAAAGCAUUUUGGCCCUCGUCGUAGGAAUGGCAUGCAUAUUGACUGUGCCAGUGGUGAAGAUGGUGACAGGCCUGCCCCCAUACCUUGGGAUGAUGAUGGCGCUUGGAACAUUUUGGCUGGUGUGCGAGAUUACUGAAUUAGGCAAACCAGCCCCUGAGGAUGAAGAAACUGGUGGAGCACUUGUGGUGCACGGAAAGCAUGGGGUUCCUGCUGCUCUUCACAAGGUCGACUUGAGCAGCCUUCUGUUCUUCACCGGUGUCCUGCUUUCCGUCGCUGCACUCGAAUCCGCAGAGGUCUUGUCGCGCUACUCAGAGUUCAUGAAUGAAUUUACUGGUGGAAGCCCAUUGUCUCUGUCCGUCUUGUUGGGAAUCUCCUCAGCAGUGGUGGACAACGUGCCAUUGGUCCAGGCCUCCAUUGAGAUGUUCCACGAGCCAAUGGACUCCCCGCUGUGGCAGUUGGUCGCUCUGUCUGCUGGGACAGGCGGGUCCAUGUUGGCGGUUGGAAGCGUAGCAGGUGUGACUUUGAUGGGCUUGGAGCACGUGGGUUUUCUGUGGUACAUGCGCCGAAUCUCUCCAUGGGCGGCCCUUGGCUUUGCUGCCGGCAUCGGUUCGUAUGCUUUGCAGCGCAUGAUCGUUCUCUAAGACUCUCCUGUGUCGGCCAUGUUUUGUAAUGCCAAUCUUCGGUCUGAUGGUCAGCCAGUUGGUCUGGGCCUCGCUUCGAUGCCAAGACCGGCGCUGCUCAGUUGUUUUCCCCCGGAGAACGGAGGAUCUAUGCUCAGUGGGAAAGCAGGUGGGCAACCCAUGACCGCCACGGUCGCCAUGACCGCCAUGACGCUAUCCUUUUCUGCACGAGUCGUGGUGUUGGUUGCCCACUGUCGGUAGCUGGACCUCCGCCGGUAUGUUUUAUUUUCAUUUACCCUCCGGUAAUG